AAGACUUUCGCUGUAUUCUGUAGUUUGUCGUCGCUUGGAGUUCAUAACCUAGUUAUCAAAUUUAUAACAGAAAUUGCGAAUUAAUUUGAUAGAAUUAAUGAACUUAAAUUAUUUAAUAAUUUUAGUAAAUAAAUAGAGAGUAAAAAUGCAUGCAUUUUUAAAAACCGGUAAAUUGGGACCUGGUGAUGUCAAAAAACCAUCAACUUCAAAGUCUAAGGAAGGAAAAGCCGGCCCAGCACCUCCAUGGGUUGAAAAAUAUCGACCCAGAACUGUCGAGGAUGUCGUAGAGCAAAAUGAAGUAGUGGAAGUACUAAGACAGAGCAUGUCAGGUGGUGAUUUUCCAAAUUUGUUGUUCUAUGGACCACCUGGUACUGGUAAAACUAGUACGAUACUGGCAGCUGCUCGUCAAUUAUUUGGAAAUGUUUACAAAAAUCGCAUACUGGAGCUCAACGCUUCGGAUGAAAGAGGAAUCCAAGUUAUCAGAGACAAGGUCAAAUCAUUUUCACAAUUGACAGCAUCUGCUACCAGACCUGACGGAACACCAUGUCCACCUUUCAAAAUCAUCAUACUCGACGAGGCAGACAGUAUGACUCACGCAGCACAAUCAGCACUACGUCGUACAAUGGAGAAGGAAUCCCAUAGUACUCGUUUCUGUUUAAUUUGUAAUUACGUAUCGCGUAUUAUCGAGCCAUUGACUUCCCGUUGUACCAAGUUCCGGUUCAAACCUCUCGGUCAGGAAAAAAUAAUAGAGCGAUUGGAGUACAUCUGCAAGGAAGAAAAUCUUACUGCUGAUAAAUAUGUGCUAACUAAGCUGGUUGAUGCAUCAGGAGGGGAUUUGCGUAAAGCAAUCACUUCCCUUCAGUCCGUAACGCGAUUGAAAGGAAAAGACAUCGAGAUUACUGUCGAUGACGUCGUUGAAGUUACCGGAGUAGUACCGGACAUGUGGUUGAAUAGACUUUUGGAAGUUUGUCAGGGUAAAGACUUUAGUAAAGUCGAGGAGUUUGUUGAUGAGUUUCUGCUGGAGGCUUUUGCUACUUCUCAACUUAUCGAGCAGCUCAGUGAUAGAAUAAUCAUGUCUGAUGAUUUUAACGAUAAACAGAAAGCUUUCAUUGGAGAAAAACUUGCGGAGUGUGCGUAUAGAUUACUCGAAGGUGGAAGUGAAUAUAUUCAGCUGAUAAAUUUAUGCUGCGUUAUUAUGCAAGCUAAUCAGCGAUAUUAAUUUAUCAGUUCAUUUGUACUCAUAAUAAUACUACUAUUAAUAAUAAUAAUAAUAAUAAUUUAUAUCUUAA
Messenger RNA from Microplitis demolitor, 1289 nucleotides. Its product is annotated as replication factor C subunit 4. Lineage: Eukaryota; Metazoa; Arthropoda; Insecta; Hymenoptera; Braconidae. Bases 146 to 1219 code for a protein of 357 amino acids. Gene Ontology annotation, molecular function: ATP binding; DNA binding; ATP hydrolysis activity. The record is from RefSeq and is a predicted model, not a curated record. Gene Ontology annotation, cellular component: DNA replication factor C complex; nucleus. Gene Ontology annotation, biological process: DNA-templated DNA replication; DNA repair. The transcript has 5 exons.